AGACACUAAACAUGUCUAAGGAAGCUGCUAUUGGUAUAGAUCUAGGAACAACUAAUAGUUGUGUAGCUGUUAUGCAGUAUGGAAAGGUUGAGAUCAUUGCUAAUGCUCAAGGGAACAGGUUGACCCCCAGUUGUGUAGCUUUCACAGGUAAGGAAAGAUUGAUUGGUGACCCUGCGGCUAGUCAGGUAGCGGUUAACCCGGCAAACACAAUCUUCGACGCUAAACGAUUGAUUGGCCGAAAGUUCAAUGAUGAUACUGUUCAAGCAGACAUCAAGCUGUGGCCUUUCAAGGUGGUGUCUGACAAUGGAAACCCCAGGAUCCAGGUCGAGUUCUUGAAUCAAACCAUGCAGUUCAAGCCAGAAGAGAUCAGUGCAAUGGUUUUAAAGAAAAUGAAAGAUACAGCUGAAGCUUACUUGGGCUAUAAGGUGAAGGAUGCAGUGGUUACUGUUCCCGCAUACUUCAAUGAUUCCCAGAGACAAGCAACAAAGGAUGCUGGUCAGAUUGCUGGGUUAAAUGUUAUCCGAAUUAUCAAUGAGCCGACUGCAGCUGCUAUUGCGUAUGGUAUGGAUAGGAAGGCCCAAGGAGAAAAAACUGUUUUGAUCUUUGAUCUUGGAGGCGGUACAUUUGAUGUUUCUGUACUCGUCAUUGAUAAUGGAAAUUUUCAGGUGAAAUCUAUUGCUGGAGACACACAUCUCGGAGGGGAGGAUUUUGAUAAUCGACUGCUCGUGCAUUUCAUUCAAGAAUUUAUGAGGAAGCACAAAGCUGACAUUAGUGGUAACAAACGCGCACUUCGCCGACUCAGAACUGCAUGUGAGCGCGCUAAGGUUACGCUCAGUAGCGCGCCCCAGGCCAAUAUUGAGAUCGAUGGAUUAACAGAAGGAAUAGAUUUCUACUCUACGAUCACUCAAGCAAAGUUUGAGGAUCUAUGCGGAGAUCUCUUCGAAAUGAUCAUUUCUCACGUCAAGAAAGCUGUUGACGAUUGUAAACUAGAGAUGGAUGAAAUAGUUCUGGUGGGAGGUAGUAGUAGAAUACCUAAACUUCAGUCAUUGCUUGUUGAGAUGUUCCACAAGGAGCUGAACAAGUCUAUAGACCCUGAGGAAGCAGUUGCAUAUGGAGCAGCUGUCCAAGCUGCUGUUCUUAACGGAGAUAAGAGCUUUGGAGAGUGUAUCCUCCAGGACGUAGUUCCUCUAUCUCUGGGAGUAGAACCAGCUGGUGGUGUCCUGGAAAUUCUGGUGGCCAGGAAUACUCCUAUUCCUGUCCGAACCAACAAGAUAUUCUCAACCAACGCUGAUGAUCAGGAAUCAGUGGGAAUCUGUGUGUACGAAGGAGAACGACCGCUAGCCAAGGACAACCAUCUCCUUGGUAAAUUUGACCUGGUCGGUAUUCCUCCAGCUCCACGUGGUGUUCCUAAGAUCGAAGUUAAGUUUGAUGUGGAUGUUGACGGUAUUUUGAGCGUCUCCGCCAUCGACUUUGGAUCUGGAAACCAUGAACGGAUCACAAUUAAGCCUGACAAAGGAGGUUUGACUGCUGAAGAGGUUGAGAGGAUGAUCGAGGAUGCUCGGAGAUUUGAAUCUGAAGAUCAUAAGAAAAGAGAGUGUGUGGUCGCAAGAAAUGAUUUAGAAUCCUAUGUGCUGAAUUUGAGGAAUGCACUAGAGAAGUUUAAAUGCAAGCUCUCCGAGUCUGAUAUCGAGUACGGUAGAACCCGCCUCGCCUCCGCCCUGAAGUGGGUAGAAGAGAACAAGGCAGCUGAGGCGGAGGAAUACAGAGGGCGGAAGAAUGAGUUGAAGGCGGAAGUUAAGAAGAUUCAAGAGAAGAUUGGACACAAGGAAGGCGAACCAUUGUCCCCACACAAAAGUAAUGUGCUGGCCUGAAUAUUUUCUGUUUUAUUGAUUUUAAAUAUUUUUACAUCUAAGUGUGUUUUAGUAGUAUACAAGUUUGAUUUUAUCCAUUUUUAGUUGUCUAGAUAUAUGGAUAACGUACAGUAAAAAAUAAAGUUAUAAUAUUGACUAA
Messenger RNA from Eurytemora carolleeae, 2010 nucleotides. RefSeq names its product heat shock 70 kDa protein. Gene Ontology annotation, molecular function: ATP hydrolysis activity; misfolded protein binding; ATP binding. The transcript is spliced from 16 exons. Gene Ontology annotation, biological process: cellular response to unfolded protein; protein refolding. Bases 12 to 1871 code for a protein of 619 amino acids. Gene Ontology annotation, cellular component: cytoplasm. The record is from RefSeq and is a predicted model, not a curated record. NCBI's taxonomy places the organism in Eukaryota, Metazoa, Arthropoda, Copepoda, Calanoida, Temoridae.